This is a messenger RNA of Oncorhynchus keta (chum salmon), 4261 nucleotides long. Its product is annotated as collagen alpha-1(XXIII) chain-like. The record is from RefSeq and is a predicted model, not a curated record. The transcript is spliced from 29 exons. Bases 1740 to 2930 code for a protein of 396 amino acids. NCBI's taxonomy places the organism in Eukaryota, Metazoa, Chordata, Actinopteri, Salmoniformes, Salmonidae.
GUCCUCGUGCAGCUGUUGUUGCACGCUGUUGCGUCCCUUCAUAUAUCCACAGUUGCGCAGAGAUUAAACAUUCAUUCUUGUGAUGGCUCCGCUACAGUAACAAACUGGGAUUACAACAAUCGAAAUAUUUCUAUUUGACAUACAGGAAAAUAGCCUAUAAUUCAUUAACGGAUUUUUUUGCAGUUUGCACGAAUAAUUUUACUGCAGAUGCCAGGAUGGGAUCCCCCGCAAAAUCUGACGAAAAGACCAUGGACUCAAUCAACUACAACAGCCACAAAUCCAAUUUUUCGCAUUGUUUAGGCGGGCUGCCAACCGCAUUUUGCGUCAUUUUGUCGGUGUGUUCUAUGGCAUUUUGUUUUUUGGUAAACUUCAGGACAGCUCACCUGGAGUACAGAGUGCAGACUUUGGAGAUGGAGAGAAUGUCCCCGGUCCCUUCCGAUGAGAAUGGAACGGUACCUGGUCUUCAGGAUAUCAUUGAAAAACUAGUGCACGAGAGACUGACCAAAGCACUGCCCAAACUUCGCGCUGCCAGGGAUGUCAUUCAAGAGUGCUCCUGUCCUCCAGGUCCUCCAGGAAAACGGGGAAGGAUGGGAAGACGAGGCGACUCUGGAUCUCCAGUAAGUACUGUUAAACCAUGGUUAAUGGGGUUUUAGUAGAUGUUUCAGGAUCUCCGGUAAGUACUGUUAAACCAUGGUUAAUGGGGUUUUAGUAGAUGUUUCAGGAUCUCCAGUAAGUACUGUUAAACCAUGGUUAAUGGGGUUUUAGUAGAUGUUUCAGAUCUCCAGUAAGUACUGUUAAACCAUGGUUAAUGGGGUUUUAGUAGAUGUUUCAGGAUCUCCAGUAGGUACCGUUCCACCAUGGUUAAUGGGGUUUUAGUAGAUGUUUCAGAUCUCCAGUAGGUACUGUUAAACCAUGGUUAAUGGGGUUUUAGUAGAUGUUUCAGGAUCUCCAGUAGGUACUGUUAAACCAUGGUUAAUGGGGUUUUAGUAGAUGUUUCAGGAUCUCCAGUAAGUACUGUUAAACCAUGGUUAAUGGGGUUUUAGUAGAUGUUUCAGAUCUCCAGUAAGUACUGUUAAACCAUGGUUAAUGGGGUUUUAGUAGAUGUUUCAGGAUCUCCAGUAGGUACUGUUAAACCAUGGUUAAUGGGGUUUUAGUAGAUGUUUCAGGAUCUCCAGUAGGUACUGUUAAACCAUGGUUAAUGGGGUUUUAGUAGACAUUUCAGAUCUCCAGUAGGUACCGUUCCACCAUGGUUAAUGGGGUUUUAGUAGAUGUUUCAGAUCUCCAGUAAGUACUGUUAAACCAUGGUUAAUGGGGUUUUAGUAGAUGUUUCAGGAUCUCCAGUAAGUACUGUUAAACCAUGGUUAAUGGGGUUUUAGUAGAUGUUUCAGGAUCUCCAGUAGGUACUGUUCCACCCAUGGUAAAUGGGGUUUUAGUAGAUUUAUGAGUAACCUAGUGGGCUGUGCUUCAGAUAAAGUAAGUGAAUGGACACAUGGGAGGCAACAGCAGGUAAAUAAUCAUUCUCUGCUCAUCUUAAGUGUAUGUGCUGUAGUUUUUGACCUCAAGGUGUCAAGGGCAAUACUAUUUGAGAAUUGCGGCAUUAAAAUGAAAAGUGUGCCAUAAUAUGAUUGUUUAAAAGCAUCCUGAUUUUAAUCCUAAUCCUGGCCUUUAGUUCUCUUUUCUUCUCUGUGUAAUCCUAACAGGGCACGCCUGGACGGGAUGGUUACCCGGGCCCACUUGGGAUGGAUGGGAAGCCUGGUGGUCCUGGUCCUAUGGGAAGCCAGGGACUGUCUGGGCCAAAAGGAGAAAAGGGAGACCAAGGAGAUAUGGGGCCCAGGAUGGUCUUCCCUCGCUUUGACCAUGGCUUUCUCUCUAGCGACCAGCACACAUUUCACAAACGCCUCCUGAAGGGUGACCAGGGUCAGGCUGGCCCCCCUGGACCCCCGGGGCCCCCUGGAUCACCAGGGCCCAGAGGACCCCCUGGGAACACAGGGAAGGAUGGGCCCAGAGGACCCCCUGGAGACCAGGGUCCACCUGGUCGAGAUGGAAUCGAUGGAUUAGAUGGACUGAUGGGUCCUCCUGGACAGAAGGGUGAGGAUGGACAGCAGGGCGUGCCUGGAUCACAGGGGUCUCCGGGGCUAAAGGGGGAGCAGGGGGCUGCUGGUGACCAGGGCAGGACUGGCCUUGAUGGACUACCAGGGAUGAAGGGCUUACCAGGAGAGAAGGCUGUUCCUGGCUCCUAUGACAACAUCGGCCUUGGCCUAGUCGUUCAGGGUCCCCCAGGGCCACCAGGGCCCCCAGGAGACCAAGGGUCAAAGGGAGACUCAGGCUCACCUGGUGCACCCGGGGCUGAUGGGGAUAAGGGAGCCAAAGGGGAUAGAGGUGAUGAUGGGAUGCCUGGAGUGGCAGGGGAGAAGGGAGAGCGAGGCCUGAUGGGCCAAACUGGGCUUGCGGGAGCUGACGGUAAAAAGGGAGAGCGAGGGGAUUCAAGGUUUGAGGACAGUCUGGCCCAGAGGAUCUCUAUCCCAGGCCCUCCAGGGCCUCCCGGGCCCCAGGGUUUCAUGGGACUUGAUGGCAGGCCUGGCCCCAAGGGGGAACCAGGUGAGGGAGUGAAAGGAGAUAAGGGAGAUGCAGGCGACAAAGGUCCUCCUGGGUUAAGGGGUACCCAGGGUCUUCCAGGUUCUACAGGGCUGGUUGGUCUCCCUGGCACCAAAGGGGGAAAGGGAGAGCAAGGAUUGCCGGGAUUAGAUGGUUUCCCCGGGCUGAUGGGACAAAAGGGGGAGAGGGGGGGCAGAGGAGACAAGGGUGACAGGGGGAUGCUGGGAAAGAAGGGACUGAAGGGACAGAAGGGCGAACAAGGCCCUCCUGGACUGGACCAGCCCUGUCCUGUGGGUCGGGAUGGGUUACCCAUACCUGGGUGUUGGCAUAAGUGAUGACUGACCCGGGACCCGGGACCUGGGAUCUGUACAUAUCGAUAUAUAUUUUUCAAAUAAAACUCAAGUGUUGUUUUUUGUUGUUGUUGCCAAUUCUAAUUUAAUAUAUUGAGUUUUUCGUAUUGGAAUUUAGAUUGUGGGUCACAAUCAAUAUUUUUUACUUUUUGCAUAUGAAAAGAAAACUAGUUUUUUUAGUUUAGAGAUGACUUACAAGAAGGAUAUCAUGCACACAAAGAGGGGAGACUGGUGACAAACGGAAAGCAGCAGCAAAUGCACUCAACACCUACCGGAUGGACAAAUGUUGCUGCUUUUAUCUAUACGGGGAGAAAUAAAUCAUUGAUUCUGACUAACAGGCUCACUAGUGUUCCCAUAUUGGAGUGUACAACUCAGCCUGCACCUUGCAAACACAUCUACCCCAUCACUCCUGUGAUCGCUGUUUGCUUUGAAAGGACCAGUCCUCAUGGCAGGGACCCAAUGCCAGGUGCCUAUCCCAACCUUAGGAGAGAGGUAUGGGGAGGCACAGGAGCCACACAGACUGACUGCGCUGGACAGAGACAGACGGCUACACCAGCAUGGAGGAAAUAUGGCUUUCACUCUUCAGCUGCAAUCCUAACUGGUACUGGAGGGACUGGAUUCAAACUCCAGAUCCCUCACAACAAAUUACAGACACACACUAGCUUAGAUGAAUGGAUUUAUUUCAAGUACUUCUAAAUCACUUAGCAGUGUGUUAUCCAUUACAUGAGGUUGUGUGUUUAUGUCAUAAUGUGUGUAAAAAUGAAUCACAUCUGAAAUGAUGUUUUAAUACCAUGAUCUUUCGAUGGCUUUUGAGAUUUAACCUUUGUCUGUAUAGACGUUUUCUUAAAUGUGUUUCAUGUUUAGAUCAAUAUUUUGGUUUAAAAUGUUCUAGAAUGUUUGUAAUGGUUUCAAAGUUGUUGCAUCAAAUGCUUUUCUCAUUCCUCUGAGUGCUCUAACCAGUUCAUUGACACAGAACACUGUAAAACGUUGUAGAUAAAUAUAAUGGGAUAUUCCUGUGUGUAGGUUUCGUGGAAAUUCCUUGGAUCUGUCUUAUAUUCAAGGUACAUACAUUUUCAUUUCAUACAUAUAGCCCCUGAAAAAGUUAGAGCUAUUCAAACAGUCAGAUUUAGAUGUUCAUGUCAAAUGAAUGAUAGCAAGCCUAAAAAAGGGUCAGGACUUUUUACAUCUGACAUCAAGGUAGAAAUUAAAUACAUAUUUUCAAACCUACCAGGUGGGCUUAUUGGGCUAAUUAUUGUUUGUUCUAGAUACAUGCAGUAUUUAAGUUGUCGUUCAUAUUAAAUACUAUUUCAAAUGGA